Petromyzon marinus (sea lamprey) is the source of this 2568-nucleotide messenger RNA. Its product is annotated as transmembrane protein 181-like. Lineage: Eukaryota; Metazoa; Chordata; Hyperoartia; Petromyzontiformes; Petromyzontidae. Gene Ontology annotation, molecular function: toxic substance binding. The record is from RefSeq and is a predicted model, not a curated record.
UUCCCCCACUCCUCCCCCGCGCGCCUCCUCGCCCCGCAAUCACCGCUGGCCGUGGCCAUGGACGGCCUGGGCUCAUGGCAGGCCCUGCGGCUCUUCACACUCACCAAGCGGCAGUUCACCCUCGUGUUCGUCACCUUCUUUACAGCGCUCGCGCUCAUCCUGCUCAUCGGAAUCAGCGGCCCUGAAAUCACCGAGUCCCACAUCCUCAAGGCCACGGAUAUAGAAGAGCAUCCGGAUGACCUCAGGACAGCAGUGGAGUACCCCUUGGAGACUCCGGAACUGAAUCCGUUCAACCAGCAGCUCUGGCUGACCUUGCGCCUGGAGCUGCAGACGCCGCCAGACGAAGUGGUGAGGACGGAGCUCACUCUCACGGUAGUGCUGCUGGGCAUCACGGGGGAGAAGCAGGAUGAGCUGAUCAGCGACAGCAACGCGCGGAGCCACAACUACACGGUGAUCUGCAAUAAGGUGCCGACGUGCAACGAGCUGGUGGUGCUCCACCUGGGGUCGAUCGCCUACGGCCACUACUUCGCACGUCUCCGCCUCCACGGGCUGGGUGACCUCGCCAUCCCCGUGCGCCAGAUUUACUUCACUUUCAUGAUGUACAACAAGACGUUCACGCUCAUCGAGGUGUGGUUCCGCUUCUUCUUCGUGCUGCUGAGCUUCAUCAUCAUGUGCGUGUACGGCUGGCUCAUGCUGAAGGUGCCGCUGCUGGAGUGGACUAUGGAACAGAAGUGGACGACCGCUCUGCUGCCCAUGCUCGUCCUCUACAACGACCCGCUGUUCCCCGUGUCCUUCGCGCUGCGCAACUGGGUGCCCGUGCUGCUGGACGCUGGCUUCCAGGCCUCCUUCCUCGCCGGCCUGCUCUUGUUCUGGCUUUGCGCCUUCCACGAUCUGCUCCUGCAGCCCAACCGCCGGUGCUUCCUGGGCUUCUACCUGCCGAAGCUGGUGAUCGUGGGGCCCAUGUGGCUCCUGGCGCUCACCCUGGGUGUCUGGAGGAUCGUCAACGAGAACUACGACCCGUCGUACCACUAUAGGGUGGACGCCGGGGUGUUCCUGGCCCUCAAAGUGGUUUUCUUUCUCCUGGGCGGCCUCUACCUGUGCUACCUCUUCAUGCUCGUGGGACGCUCCUUCAGACAGCUCAAGCAGACCAACUAUCACGGCAAGGAUUCCAUGAUACAGGUGCUCAUCCCAAAUCUACGCCUCAAGUUCCUCACCGUCUUCACCUUCAUCGUCCUGGCCAUCAGCUUUGCCAUCCUCUUCCUGAGGUUUGGGAUUCAUGGCCUUCAGGACAACUUUGUCGCUGAGCUGUCCACGCACUACAAGAACUCCGCAGAGUUCCUCACCUUCUUUGCCGUGCUCAACUUCUACAUGUACACGCUGGCCUUCGUCUACUCGCCAUCCAAGUUCGCCGCUAGCGAGUAUGGCCAAGACGAGAACGCUCAGCCCAUGCUGAGGCGGUCGUACUCCCUGCGCAGCUCAUCCAUCAAACCAGGAGACGCUUUAGGAGGAAACUCUGCCUUUCCGCUCAUGUUGUUGACGGACGAAGAGGAAGUGUGAAACCGGCGGGUGCAGAGAGCCGUGAAGCUUGCAGUGAGGGCGCGUUCAGGAGGCCCCAUCAGGUGCUGCACGUUCUCAUGAACGUGUCUGAAGAUACGCGUCAAACAAACUAAAGUUGAUUUCAAUGGUAUACAUCGGUCUCAUGUAAAGUAACUCUUGAAAUGUAUAAAAAUUUACACAAAUACAAUUGGAAAUGCUAUAACUUUGGAAUCAAUAAUUGAGUCAAACGACUGUCAAUUUAUCUAUACUGUAUUGGUUUAACCCAAAUGUAUAUAGUGGUGUCGAAUUGUAACCGCAUCUCAAGAAGCUGUACGAAAACGGUGCGAGUGCUUAACUGUAGAGGGAGGCAGUCAUGGCCGAGCUAAAAAUGUCUUCAGCCUGGACUUGUAAAGGGGCAGAGAGCCCACAGAUCACGGGGGCAAGCAGAGGAGAAUGAGCGACCUCCCACUGCGAACGAGGCCUUCAAACAAAAGCCAUCAAACUGAAAGUUGUCACUAAAAUGUGAAAUAAGUUUAUUUUUGCAUGAAAAAAAUUAAUGUACAGGCAAAUCUGAACAAAAAACCCAUUAAAACCAUGACCACAUAUGCUCACGUUUUGAUAGCAUCACUCAACACUGGUGAAUUAAGUAUGUUGUAUGCCACAGCCAUGUGUCAUCUAAGCCCUAGAUUAAGGUGGUGAAAACAUAACUCACACAAAUCAUAACACAACCAAUUAAAACCAGUCGGGACAAUCGCUUGUACUGGUACAACGAGGCAACUGGGGUUGGGCAAGCUUCAUUGAUUGUUUAUCAGGAAAUCGGACAACACAAUUGAAUAAUCGGCAAAUGCGACUUCCUUCAGAAUUCUAGUGGAUGCUGCAUGUAAAAUGUACAAGCCUUUAUUACAGAUGUUCAAUGGUCACAAUUUAGAAUCUCGAUUUAUUUAAUAAAACCUAUUCCUUUCACUGUGGUGUCUGUAAUAAUCUGCCGUGGUAUGAAUGUAUACUCUACAGACAUAUAAACAUCGAAUAAUU